CUCAACUAUGCAGCAUAUUAACUCAAUUGGCAUGACACAAGGUUUGACCGUCAAUUUGGAUGGUCAACACCGUUGACUGAUAGUCAACACGCCAUGUCAUUGCCUCGUCAGCCUAAAAUUAUUAAAUAAUCAACUUUAAAUUGUCACUACAAACGGUAAGAGGCGAGAAGUUCGUCAUGAGAACAUUAUUUUAAUAGAGAAUCCCUAACUGUUUGAGCAUUAAGAGUGUAUCAUUAUAGAGAAUCUAGUUGAUUCAUUGAUAAAAAGAAUUAACUUAGGAUUAUAAGAAAUUUAGCUGAAGCAUUAACUUUGAAGUGUUGUGAAUUGUGAGAACAAUAGAAAAGCGAAAAAGAUAGAUGAAUAAAAAAAACAGAUGGAAGAGAGAUUGCGGGCCUAAGCUGAAACGUUAUAUCAUAUAUGACUUUCACUUGUUUUGAUGCCUCGUCGUAAAAAUCAGGAAACCCGUCUUUGUCUGGGCCUCGGCUUACUGUUAUUUCAACAACUGGAUCUGGGCUCAACCGCCAACUGGACCGUGGUGCUAACAUGACAACCGCCAAGUUAGCAUACUUCUUCUUAAUUUGGUAAGCAAGCCCGCUCAAUUAAAAUAGGACAACUUCUUUCCAAGAUCAUUUUCUUGAUAUUUUUUUCCUUUUUAAUAUUAUAAUAAUAAAAUAACAUAAUGAAAGAGAGGGAGAUAACAUCAUCUAAAAAAAAUAAAGGGAUAACAGCCGAAGGAAAAAAAAAAAAAAAAAAAAAACCCCAUCUCUCUCGCCUCUCUCUAUCGUGGUGAGUGGGGGCGCAUUGUUCGCCGCCGUGCGACUUGCCGGUAACGGCCACGCCGCCAUCGUGCCCCGCCGGAUUAGGCCUGAGGCGCAGAUGGAGGCUUUAAAAUCCCUUCGUUGGGCUAUGCGAUUCCAUUCGCCCCAUUGGAUUUCCUCCCUCUCGUCAUUUCUUCUCCUUGCUCAGUUGCCGAACCCUAAAUUGGUUUUGCCCAGUAUGGCGGCUCUCAAUCCGGUGUUGUUUGGAGACGAUGAUGUCAUGGCUGGAGUUGAGCGCAGCGACCUGUCUCUCCUGGGCAGGAUCGUUGGGCCUUCGCCCCCCAUCCGCCAUCUCCAGACCACCCUUGGUCGACUGUGGCGGUGUCUCGGGACGCUUUCCAUCCUCCCAGCGCAGGAGGGGCUGCUGCAAUUUGUCUUUCCGACGGAGGCUGCUAUGAACGGAGUUUUGCGUGAGGCCCCCUGGUUCCUCCCCAAAUUCCUUGUCAACCUCGCUCCCUGGGUGGCGGUUACCCCUGAAGUGGCGGAGCAGCUUUGGCGCGUCCCUCUCCAGCUUCAGUUUUGGGAUAUUCCCCCCUCCUGCUGCACUCGAAAAGUGGGUACUUUGCUAGGCCUUGCCCUUGGCAGGUGCGAACCAACGGCAGUCCACAGGGAGGUAGUAACCGGUGAGCUGUACAUACACGCCAAAGUUUGGUUGGAUGCCAGAUCUCCGCUCCCGGUGUCAGUGCCUGCCUCACAUGAGAAAUCCAGUAAAGGAAGCUUCACGGCCACUGUCAAAUACAAAAGGCUCUCUCAAUUCUGCUUUCUGUGUGGGAUUCUUGGUCAUGUCGGCCAACGCUGCCCUCGACGGGAGGAACUCGCUGGUACGGUUACCCCGUACAGUAAAGAUCUGGUGUCGACGAGGUCAGGGCCAAAGGUGAACGAGCGCUCGUUAUUGAGCCGCAAGCAGUUCACUUGGGUUCGACAAGCUCGCGAAGGGACAGAGAAGAGCCUAGGCCAGCCUAGUCGAAGCCGUCCAUUGCCUUUGCCGCAAUCAACUGCUGCUGCCUCCCCUGCAGUGGGGGCUGCUCCUCUGUUUUUGCCGGCUGAACCAUCUCCGCUCGAGGCAGAGGCACAGUUGCAAGGGGGAGGUCAUGAUCCCCAUCAGCCUGCUUCUCUGGUGCGCUCCAGGCCUAUGCUGGAUGGUGCGGCGGACGUGUCUAUGGCAUUGAAGAAAGCUCGGGUGGACUUGAUGGACACCUCUGGUGACAAAGAGAAUGACUCAGUGGUGGAGGAACCCAGCCCAAACUGGUCCCAGCAGCCGCGAUGAGCAUGGUGGUGUGGAAUUGUCGGGGUUUGGGGUCCCCCCUGACGAUUCCCUCGUUGUUUGGGGCCGUUUGCCGCUUCUCCCCGUCGAUUGUCUUUCUAAGUGAGACUAAGCAUGAUGAUGAUUUUGUACAUAAGAAGCUUAGGCGUCUAGGAUUUCCAUUUACUCAUUGUGUUUCUCCUAUUGGUAGAGCAGGUGGUUUAGCUCUUGCGUGUUCUUCUUCCGUUGAUUGUCGAAUAUUAGGACAGGCUGGAUUCUUCUUGUUUGUAGAAUGCCAGCAUGUAGUUUGGGGUACAUUGGGCAUCUUGUUUGUUCAU
Messenger RNA from Linum trigynum, 2399 nucleotides. Lineage: Eukaryota; Viridiplantae; Streptophyta; Magnoliopsida; Malpighiales; Linaceae. The record is from the annotation of a GenBank genome assembly.